AUGUCCUUUUUUGGCUUCGACGCCACAGGUGGUCGUCACAACACGACGGCCCCUGGCUUCUCCCAAUCUCACGAUCCUUUUGCCAGCCUUGCUGGUCGCGGCGAUCUUGUUGACGAAGCACUCGAGUUCGAAGAUACCUACGACGGGCUCGGCGACCAGCUGGACGAGACUGACGAUGCCUUUAACGACGACACCUUUGGUGGCGACACCGCCGUCACCGGCAAGGUCGGCAAAGACUUUGAUUUUUUCGGCCAGACGGCCAAGGUAUCCGACGCGAUUGAGGAGGAACAACUUCGGUACCACCUACAGCCCCCCAAGGGCAGUGUCGCUCAGGCCCAUCCCCAGGCCCAUGCCCAUGCCCAUGCCCAUGCCCAUGUUGAGGCCCAUCCGAUGGCCCAUCCGAUGGCUGCCUAUCAGCAGAAUCAAUACUAUGACCAGCAGCAGCAGCAGCGACCCGCUCGUACGGGGUACGAAAAGUAUCGCGACGAGCCCAUGCCCGACCUGCACGUUGACCAAAGCAUCUGGGGAAUGGGCCCGGCCAAAACCGCCGCGCCUGCUGCCCAGCCGGCCACCCACGUCGUCCCCGCCCCCGCCCCCGCGGGCAGGAAGAUGAUGAGCCUGGAGGAAGUUGAAGCGGCCAUGCAAGCCCAAUCGGUCCAGAAAGACCCUGUCCAGCAUCCGGUGCCCGAGCCGGCCAUGUACUUUCAAGAUGCGGCGGGGUACCAAGCUGCUCAUCAGCAGCAGCAGCCGCAGCCGCAUCCUGGCCACGGCCAUCCCGUCACCAUUCUGCAGCGCCCUCAAAGCCUGCAGCCGAAGCCUUCGGCCAGCCCCGCCAAGACGGCGACGCCGCCUCUGCAGCAGACGCAGCAGCAACGCCAGCAGGGCCCCAUGCAGCCGAUGCAAAUUCUCCAGAACCCGAACCGCACUCCUGGGGAUGCUGCGCGCGUAGGCUUGGACCAGCAGCCAAGCCAGUCUCAGGGGUUGGGCCCCCUCAUGCAGCAGAUGCAUGCGCACCCGCAGCUCAUGCACAUGUCCGAGGACGAAAAGGCUGCCUUUCUCGACCAAGAGAUGAAGCGCGCGAAGCGAAACCACAAGAUCUGGCUGCUGUCCAAGGACAACGGCUUCAUGACGCCCCACGACAAGAAUUUCAUCACCCGCAUCCAGCUUCAGCAACUCGUUUCGGCCACGGGAAAUUCCGGAGAGCGGGGCAUCGACGACUCCCUCGCCGAGGACUUUUACUUCCAGGUGUACAGCCAUAUCCGUGCGGGACAGCGACAGAAUCCUGGCCAGCCGUUGAGCAACUUUGCCCAGACGUACCUCCUCCAGACGGGAAAGCGCCAGAGCGGCAUGCGCAGACACGGUCGACCGGCGCAGACCCACAUGCAGAGGAUGGAGCAGCAGGUCCAGAGGGCCGUCGAGGCGGCCAAGAACAAGCCCAAGAACCCGCAGCUCGUCAUCGCCGGCAGUUUGGGCAAGAUUUCCUUCAGCAACGCCAAGACUCCCAAGCCGCUCCUCAACAUCAAACGACCCGAGAGCGAGACGGGCCGACCGGUCGGCAACAAGAAGCCCGCUGCCCAAAACGGCCUCGACCGCAAGAGGAUCCUGCGCAACGUGGAGAUGGUCUACACGACGCUCAUGAAGAUUGAGGACCACGUCCGUCUGCUUCCGCCGCCGCUUUCCGGCCCGGAUGCGGAGUUGCAGAAGAAGCACGAGGAGUGGGCCGCCGCGCUCGAGGCGUUCAACGCGAAGCUCUGGAGCGAACUAAAGGUUCACGAGCCGAUCGGCGCGACGGCACUCCAUCCCUUCAUCGCGUUCUUGUCUUGCGCCAAGGGCAAGAAGGCCAUCCCGCGCAUCUUCCCGCACCUCAGUUUCGAGCAGCGCACGACGAUUUUGACCAUGAUCGUCUAUCAUCUUGACCAGUUGGACGUCGUUGACGGGGCCGCCGUCAGCAACGGGGAGACGCAUCUCAACUCGAGGAUGCGAGAAAACAUAGAGCUGUUCAUCUCGACCGUCAUGCCGUCGCUGAUGCAGUACUUCAACGACACGGGCCUGGACAUUGUCGACGGCGUCCUCAACUUGAUGGCGACCAAGCUGAACGUGGACCUGAUUGUGAGGACGAGGAUUGGAGUCUCCAUGCUCACCUUGAUCUUGAGCCGCGCCGUGCUUCUGAAGCAAACCGGCGCCGGCAGCCCCGAGCAGUGGGAGAAAUGGUACGACGACACCCUCGCCGAGCUUGAGCCAUCGCUGCCGGCCAUGUUCCCGGGCAGCGUCAACGCCGGCGUCGACGUCUAUGUCUGGCAGCUGCUGGCCGCCAUGGGGGUCAGCGCGACGCACGACCAGCAGACGCGCCUUGUCCUCGCCGUCAAGGACCGCGUCCUCGACACGGUUACGCUGUCCAAGACUCUCCCGCCCGCCAUGGCCGCCGAGCGACUCGGCAGCGUCAACCUCUUCAUGCGCUCCAUCGGCUUGGACGUGGAGCUGCUUCAGUAA
Messenger RNA from Drechmeria coniospora, 2490 nucleotides. RefSeq names its product topoisomerase II-associated protein PAT1. Gene Ontology annotation, molecular function: RNA binding. Gene Ontology annotation, cellular component: P-body. The transcript is spliced from 2 exons. The record is from RefSeq and is a predicted model, not a curated record. The coding region runs from base 1 to 2490 and encodes 829 amino acids. Gene Ontology annotation, biological process: P-body assembly; deadenylation-dependent decapping of nuclear-transcribed mRNA. Lineage: Eukaryota; Fungi; Ascomycota; Sordariomycetes; Hypocreales; Ophiocordycipitaceae.